CUCCUCCACGUCCUCUCUCGACGAUAUUGCAGUGUUCACUCAUGGCAGCCUCGCUGGGCUCAAGUCUCAACUUCAUCUCGUAUCCACCGUCAACAACUGCCCGUCCGGCGAGCUCCGCCGCUUCUAGAAGCUACAUUCCGGUGCGAUGUGGCGCCGGGUCACGGAGCAACCGAGGGCCACUCUACAAAGGCCGAAUUCUCAGCACAGAGGCGAUCCAAGCCAUCCAAGCUCUGAAGCGGGCGCAGAGAACGAACCCCUCGGAAAUCGACUCCAGUAUUUCUUCUACAAUUUCCCGCCUCCUUAAGCCGGACCUACUCGCCGCCUACAAAGAGCUUCUCCGUCAAGAGCACUGCGAUUUGGCUCUCAGAGUCUUCUCCUCCCUUCGACUGGAAUACGACUCGCCGGACUUGAAUCUGUACGCCGACAUGGCCGCCACUUUGGCUAGGAACGGAUUGACAGAAGAAAUCGACCGUUUGAUUUGCGAUUUGGAAAAUGAAGCUGCGAUCCAGCUUGACGGUUCCAAUUCCAAGGGGCUGAUUAAGUUAGUGAAGGCGUUGAUUGCAGCUGGGAGGGCGGAAUCGACGGCUAGGGUUUACCGGCUGAUGAAGAGGAGCGGAGCUGAAGUUGAUGAUUAUCUGGCUAUAGUGUUGAGUAAGGGAUUGCGGCGGUUUGGGAUGAAGGAGGAAGCUGAUGAGGUUGAAAUGGAAUUACACAGGUUGUCUCGGGGCAUUCUGGACAAACAACAAGUUUAGACAUUACUGCAGUUUGCUUAUAGAAGAAAACCAGAAAUUAGUCUAAUUGUGUAAACGCUUUUAUAUCAAUUAAAGAACCAAUUACUCUUCACUCUGAGAGUAUUUUUUUAAAAGUCUUCGGUUGAUUAUUCUAUAAGUGAAAGAUGCUUGAGUUAAUCCAUACCGAGCAUUACUCCAUCUCUGCCAAUCUCUCACUCCACCUCACCAGGUAAGAUUGACUAUAAAGAGUAGGGAUGUGCUUUUGAAGGACUAAAACAAAAACUAGGCAUCAAGGAAUUCAAUUGUAGUUGUAUCUUUUUCAUGUUUGGACUGUGUGCAGAGUUCAACAAUAUUUUGGAUUGGAUGAAGAAGCAAAA
This is a messenger RNA of Ipomoea triloba (trilobed morning glory), 1108 nucleotides long. Its product is annotated as protein THYLAKOID ASSEMBLY 8, chloroplastic. The transcript is spliced from 2 exons. Lineage: Eukaryota; Viridiplantae; Streptophyta; Magnoliopsida; Solanales; Convolvulaceae. The record is from RefSeq and is a predicted model, not a curated record. The coding region runs from base 42 to 752 and encodes 236 amino acids. Gene Ontology annotation, molecular function: protein binding; RNA binding. Gene Ontology annotation, biological process: chloroplast organization; Group II intron splicing.